GCCGCCGGGCGGGCAGGGAAGGUGCUUCCGGAGGCGGGAGGUCAUAGCGUGGAGCGGCGCGCCGCUGCCCGUUGCUGUGGCGGUGGUAGAGGAGGAGCGGAGCGGGCGGCGGGCCGCCGGCGGGGCUAAGUCUGCGCGCGCGCUGCGGGGGAAGGCACCGGACGGCUCCGCCAUGUCCUACUGCAGGCAAGAAGGAAAAGACAGAAUUAUAUUUGCGACCAAGGAGGACCAUGAGACACCAAGCAGUGCUGAGCUGGUUGCAGAUGACCCAGAUGACCCUUAUGAAGAACAAGGAUUGAUAUUGCCCAAUGGAGAUAUCAAUUGGAAUUGCCCAUGUCUGGGUGGAAUGGCUAGUGGUCCCUGUGGGGAACAGUUCAAGUCAGCCUUUUCUUGUUUCCACUAUAGCACAGAAGAAAUAAAGGGGUCAGACUGUGUGGACCAAUUCCGUGCCAUGCAGGAAUGCAUGCAAAAAUACCCCGAUCUUUACCCUCAAGAGGAUGAAAAUGAAGAAAAAGAGAAGUCAAGCAAAGAUUUGGAAGCUACUCCUAUGGAGGCUUCUGCUGCCAAAGAGGAGAAGGGAUCUAGCUAAUGAAGAUGUAAGGAGGCUGUUGUCUCCAUUUCUCAUUUUCAGAGGCAUGGACUUUUGCAGUAUGUCUGUCUCUCAAGUUGUCAAGAAAUGUUUCACCAUUGUUCUAUACACUGUAUGAUAGUAAAUAAUUUAUUGCCAAAGGAGAAAUCUCAGUGCUACAGCCUUGCAAAUAAAUACUGCAAAAAGAGCGAGUAUGUGUGUACUGUGUAACGUGCUAUCAGACACAGUUAAUAUGUUAACAGCUGUUUUUUACCCUCAAGUUCUCCUUGAGUUUUGACUUGAAUAACAUGUUUAAAUAUAUAGCUUUCAACUAAAAUUCCAGUAGCACACCAGGUCUGUCUUCAUUUCAGUAUGGUCUGAUCAAUAGCUGCUCUUUUUCAAUGUAUUCUGUUCUCUUAAUAGAAAUUGCAUUUAAUGAUUGUUUUUCCUUAAAGAUUUUUUUUGCCAGAGUGAUACAGAACACUGAAAAUGGCCUAAAUCUAGAAUUUGUAAAAUAAUUUCAAAUGGUCUUACUGGAUUAUGGUUACAUUUUACUACUGGCAUCAGGUAAAGACUGCCAGAAAAAUGUUGAAAUGCGUAUCUCCUUUGAUUUCAUUUACUUAUUGUGAUGGCUUUUGCAUUUUUAAAAAUGAUGUGUUGUACAACCAUAGAUAAAGAUGAAUGGAAAGAAUGUUGGUCACUGGCUUUAUUUUUGCUCUGAAACCACGGGGUUUGGGUUCCUUUAGUACCUGCUCCUGUUGCUCUUGUAAAAUACUUUGAGAAUACAAUGAAAACAUUACCUGGUGUAAUGAUCUCCAAA
This is a messenger RNA of Haliaeetus leucocephalus (bald eagle), 1388 nucleotides long. RefSeq names its product coiled-coil-helix-coiled-coil-helix domain containing 4 (gene CHCHD4). Gene Ontology annotation, biological process: protein import into mitochondrial intermembrane space. Gene Ontology annotation, cellular component: mitochondrial intermembrane space. Lineage: Eukaryota; Metazoa; Chordata; Aves; Accipitriformes; Accipitridae. Gene Ontology annotation, molecular function: protein-disulfide reductase activity. The transcript is spliced from 3 exons. The record is from RefSeq and is a predicted model, not a curated record. The coding region runs from base 173 to 589 and encodes 138 amino acids.